Messenger RNA from Aspergillus pseudonomiae, 1350 nucleotides. RefSeq lists its product as uncharacterized. The transcript has a single exon. Lineage: Eukaryota; Fungi; Ascomycota; Eurotiomycetes; Eurotiales; Aspergillaceae. The coding region runs from base 313 to 921 and encodes 202 amino acids. The record is from RefSeq and is a predicted model, not a curated record.
GCCAACGCAAGGUCAGUGUGAUAUGUUUGAUAGACAUGACAAUGGUCUCAUUCAACUAAUACAGAAGCAACCAGUGCCAUAACCUGACCAGGGUGAUGCACUACCUGGACAAUGGAUGACAAAGGUCGGAUGCAAGACAAUGGCGAACCCCAUGAUAAAGAGGAUUCCAGAUCCUUUUAUUUUUACACAAGUGAUGGCUAAUAUACUCAACGUUGAUAGCGUCUCCACGUCAAUUUCAGUGCCCCAGUCCAAGCCCACAGCCACUCCAACUAUCAUUUGGAGAACGUGAAUAAGGUAAAAAGAGGGGAAGGAAUGAGCAUCUUUGGCAUUUCGAGAUCAUUUCGACCAAAGCAUACGGGCGUGAUAUAUUUCCCGGUGAAGGCCAGAGCACCAGCUCCACAGCGACAAUCAAUACCAAGAUUCCGGCCCAUAAUAGACCUGCAACGGAUCAGAAUCUCACCAUCGCUUCAGCUUGCAGGUUACCAGAAUAUGCGUGAUGCCAUAGUAGCAGAAGAGCCGUCAAUAUCGUCUAUGUGCUACAAAUCGUCUCGCUUCCGAAUCAAUGCGAAGGGCGAGCUAGUUCCGAUUCAAGAUCCACGCGUUCAUGUCAAAGAGGAAACCGCACCAGUGACCGAGGAACCAGCUAGCGAGGAAAGUAAUAUGGAACGGCAGGAUCUGCAGAGAACAUCCGUCUCAAGGGUUGGAGCCAAAUGGUGGCUGUUUCUGCUUUGCAUCGCACUCUUGUGGUAUAUGCGAUCCGGUGGCGAGACUAAUCACCAGAAACUGCUUGAAACAAACCAGGAAUCGACAAACCUACGAACGAGAAUCCAGAGGAAUCGGGACUCUGAAUUCGAAUUUAUGCAAAUGUUAGCCUACGAGAUGAGCAAGAGAUCCAAUAUAGAUCCGAUGGCAUUGGGGUGACGUGGCCUCCUGGUCGUCUUGGUGUGCACAUCUUUGGAUACCCCAUUUGUUAAAUCCCUGAGAAAAUGCUUAUUCUCUUAAGCGAGGAACAGACCCUUCCAAUGACAAGACAAGAGCAUCAUCAUUCAAGGCUGAGUAGCCCAGCCACGGAAGUCCUAGGACACGGAGCAGUAGUGUUGGAGAGAUCGUGUCGUGGCAUUUUCGUGACGAACCACAGUGCGAGCCGCAAUUGUUAGAAACGCCUAUGGAGUGUCUUACUAUUUCAUUCCUUCCAAUCUAACCGGGCGUUGGCGCCAUGAUUUUGAUCGUGUUAACAAUCUACUAGUAUGUAGGCCAUGAAAGUGAGAAGAGACCGGAAGCGGCGGAAAGGGUUUAAACUGGCGCAGGGUCAUGAUAGACGGGACGUUCAGUAUUGAUAGUUGUCAUGGU